GACGUUUUUGUGAAAACGAAAACGUCGGGGCCGAAAGAACGGAAAAAGUCUCUUUUGAGGGUUUUUGGAGAACAUUCUCGAGAACCGGGCUUCGUGUUUCGUUUUGUGGUGUGAUUUAUCCCGUGGUUUUCCCGGCGCUGAUGCAAUUUCCUCGAUCGGUGGAAAGCAGGAGCGCUCAGGUUGCCGAGAUCUUGGCCGUCGUCAUCGCGGUCGUCGUCUGUGGUUAAUAUCGGGGGCAAGUGUCGCAGUAGCAAAGGAGGAGGUGGAGGAGGCCAGACCCGGGAGUGGCUUGGAAUGUGUGUCCACCGAGUGUCGCGCCCGUGAAACCUUUUUAAUCCAUCUUACCGUGAACACAGUAAGGGGAAGGAGCCAAGAAAACCGUCAUCAGCAAGCGCAAAAUCCCCAUCGUCGUCACCACACCUUCUCGUCUCGUCACCUUCUCGCUGGUUGGUGGUGAUCCGCCUGCGCCCUUUGGGAAGUGUGUUCUUCCCGAGAAGGAAAAGGACGUCUCGUGAUUUGUUGGACAGUUACUUAAUUUGUACGAUAAAACUGGAGCAUUAGAAGGAAGCAACACAGAUCACAUAAACGGCCACAUCAUGAUAAAUUUAAAAGUCAAAACCCUCGAUUCACAGAAUCAUGAUUUCAGUGUGGACGAUGAAAUUACCGUCCGCCAGUUUAAGGAAGAGAUUGCGGUCAAGAUCAACAUUGCGGUCGAUAUGCAGCGGCUGAUCUACUGUGGCCGCGUUCUAGCCGACGAUAAACCGCUGAAGGAUUACGAUCUCGAUGGAAAGGUAGUGCAUUUAGUGCAGAGGCCUCCACCGUCUGCUCGUGGUAGCAGCCUGAGUGGAUCGGCCGGAUCGGCGGGUCGGGCGAACGAUGAGUCGGCAGCACGUGCCUCGCGCCGUUCCCGUAGCAGUGACAACGCACGGCGCAACAUUUUCCGCGGGCUGGACGAUCUCAACACGAUGUACUUCGGUUCGAUGACGUCGAUCCCGCUGAACGUUAGCACCGGUAAUGCUACACAGAUCCCGUCAGUCAGCUCGUCGUCGACGCUGUGCAACAACCGCAUCACAGUAGCCCGGCACAUGCUCGAGUGUGUUGACAGCAUACUGAGUUAUCUGGAGAAUCCGGCCCGUGGUCUCAAUUACAGUGCAAUGGACUACCUAUCGCAACAGACGAUGGAAUCGACCGUGUUCGAGUUUGGCAUUUCGGCCGUCGGUGAUGUCGACAUACCGCACAAUCAGGUGCAGAGCUUCGUCAACGCAGUACAGGGUGCGGUCAGUGCGGCUUUCCGUCAAAACGGGAUGUCUAACCUGACAGUGCAGCAACCGGACGGGCUAAAUGGUGGUGGCUCGGUGCAGGUGUUUGGUACCGUUCCGGACUUUGCUGUUCUGACGCCACCCAACACGAGCGCUACGGCGACGCCAGCUCAUGAGGGCUCCGGUGGUAGCAGUGCCACCGCUAGCAGCAACAAUAGCAGUAGCAGCAGCAGCAGUAGCAGCAGUAGUAGUAGCAGUAGCAGCAGCAGUGCCAGCGGUAGUAGUAGCACCUCGUCAUCGAGCAGCGCAUCGGAAUCGACCGCCGAUAGUCGGCGUCAGGCACGACCCGGACCAUCAGCGACAGCCAGUGCACCGACCGGGCAGCAGACGACAACCAGCACCCGAACGCUCGGUGAGGUCGUCCACCAGAUGCGUACGGUGCAGCGACGCAUGGAACCGUUCCUCCAGCAGUACUACGACAUUCUUAUGGAGGAUCCAACGUUCGCCGAGUCUGACACAACUGGCCGGGAAAACGCACAGCGCGUGUUCGAUCGGGUUUCCGAAGCGAUGCACUACAUGUCCCACGCCCAGCACGCCAUCAGCGAUUUAAUGUUGGAUCUGCAGAUGAACACCCCGCGCCAUCUCUGCUGCCGACCGAUCCUGAUCGAGCAGAACGCAUACGUCAGCUCGGGAAUGACGGCUGUACCGCACAACAUCAAUCUAGCGAACCUGCUGCGCAACCAUAACAACAAUAAUAACAACAGCGUGAAUAAUAAUAACAAUAAUCCGGAAGUAGGAAACAACAACAUCAACGCUCAGGUCAUCAAUGUAGGCAUUGCCCCGUCAUGGAUAACGGUGCCAGGAGGCGCAGCCGCCAGUGUUACCAUGAGACCUCCAGCGACUGGUGGAACGGCAGCCGGAGCAACGGCACCAUCGGCACCACCACCUCCGCCGAGGGCUACAGCUACCACGGGGUCAACGGAAGAGGGCACGGGGGCAGCAGCAACGACGACGACCGCUUCCUCUGGCACCCAGCAGCGGCUUCCCUCAGGUCAGUCCACAAGCGAAGCAGCUGGUGGAGCUGAGGAUAAUGAUGGUGAUGAAGAUGAAGAAGAUGGCGAGGAGGAAGAGGAUGGUGAGGACGAUGAUCAUACGAUCACCUCGCUUCAUAUCCCUCUGUACGACCUCAACACUAUACAGCGGAUGCGCAACCUUCUCAGCAACAUGCAAUCCCAGGGCCCUACGCCAGGAAGAAGACCGGGCCAAUAUGGACUUGUUGGGGCCACUCUGCUGACACCACGAGGCCCACGGGCUGCAUCCGCUGAUGGUCGACUGCAACCACAACCAACUGCCGGAACCGGGGCCGCAACGGCUCACUCACACCAGCAUCCCGCCCCGAACGUUCUGCGACGAUUAGUUACAACGGGAAAUAAUGCCGGUGCGGCAACGGCAGGUGCUGGUGGUCCAGCUCAACAACCUCUACCACCGAACCACCAGAACAGUACGGAAAUGCAGAUGGCACGGCUCAUACAGGCCAUGGUGAAUGCUGCACCCAUACACACAGACAUCCAUGUACAGAUCAAUACCGGCGGUGUUGAUCAUGGUGAUGGUGGUAACACGCCGCCUACCGAAUCAGCUGCCACCAGCCAGAACGGAGCACGUCCGCCAUCCUCCUCUUCUGGGGACGCACCGGCCGGAAAUCCUACCAAUACCACCACCACCAACACCAACAGCAACACGAAUGGUGGAGGAGAAGGUGUUCCGACAGCCGGUGUUCACUUCUUUCCACCACGGUUUGCCACCGUCACGCUGCCGACGACCUCAACACAGACGCGCUCUACAUCACGACCGCACGUGCACAGUAUCGCGCCACCGGCGGCAUCACACAUUCGCAACCUCCGGCCGAUGCAGACGAACAUUUUGUCCACGUUUGAUCGCUUCCUACCGUGCAACAGCCAUCACAUACGCGAAACUAGUUUCUCCAAUCAACAGCAACAAGAUCGUGCUAGCAACACGGAUAGCAGCAACCGCGAAAGAACCGGUGGUGAUGGCACUGCUAGUCAGCCAACAGGAGCAGCAGCAGCAGCAGCAGCAACCGAAGCCAACAUUCGUGCAGCGCUCGCUCUAGUGCCGCUUCCGUUUACACUGUUUGGUAGCCAGAUGACCAUGGCUGAUUUCACCAAUUUGGUACCGAACCCGAACACACUGAACCGUAUCCGUGGAUCGCUGCAGACGUACAUCAAUCAGGCUCUUUCGCAAAACGGGGCCCCCAUUAAUGAUGAAGCCAUACGAGAGCUGGCCACUAGAACCAUCAACCAGUUGGCGGACGUUCUACAGCCGCUCGCUUCCUACGAUCGGCCCGAGUACGAUACGCACGCCUCCCUGGCCAACCUCAUUCGCCACACGCUCCCUACCUGCGUCAACCUGAUCCGGGAGGACAGCUCGAACCAGUUUGGGUUGCGCUUGAUGCGCACGCUAGUCCAAUUCGUGCGCCGCUUCUGCAUGAUUCUCGUGCAGGGCAUUGGGCGCGAGAAUGGUCGCCGUAUUCUGGGCGACCUGUUGCGGGCCACACUACAGCUCAAUCCGGCCACACAGCAGCAACAGUCAGCAGCUACAGCGGCCGGCCGUGAGCCGAACACUGUGAUACAGGAGGUGCAGCGCGCCCUGCAACCAGUGCUUGAUCGCUAUCUGGAAGUAGCCAGUCGGCAGGAUAUGUUCGAUGUGCAACCCUUCAUGGUCAUUCGACAGCCGGCGGCAGCGGCAGCCGCGGCCAGCGUGGCAAGCGCAGUAGCAGCAGCCGAAGCCAGCUCAACAGCGGCGGCAUCAACGGCGGCAGCAGCAGCAGCAGCGGCCGCAGCAGCAGCAGCCGCUGCCGCCGCUGCUUCAGCCGCAGCGGUCGCUGCGGUAGCUGCUAACGCACGCGUACUGUCUGGCGAUGGAACCGAUAGCCGAUCUUCCAGUAUGUCCUCCACCGGAACAGCGACAACUGGUCAGCGGGAAUCGAGCCCGAUGGAAGUGGACGAUGUUGAAAGUACCUCUACGCCGGAGCUGGUGUCCGAUAUUGCGGAAAUAUCGAUAUCGUUCGGGCCACCGGCCAUGAGCGUUGAUCCCUGUGCGACAAUCGUAAUCACGGACAAUGCGUUGGCCGCCGGUGAUGUGGUAGUGCCCGUAGCUGGAACAGACAUAGAAUCCGAUACCACCACCUCCUCUUCUUCCUCGUAUGCAUCAGUCAAUGUUGAUCAGCAACAGCAACAGCAGCAGCAACAGUCACAACAACAGCCAUCAUCGGUCGAUAGCACGGGAGGAAUGGCAGCAGCGGCGGCAGCAGUCGCACUGCGUGCAGCUUCGUUGGCCGAUCCACCGAUUCCACCACCCCGCCCGGUUGAUGAAGAUGAAGAAGAGCUACCGACGGUGAUGAUUGGUGCGGAAUCGUGGCACCGGCAUGUUCCCCCCAACUGGAUACCGGUGAUUACACGCGAUCUUGGACGACAACGACGACAGAACCCACAGACACCGUUUUCCGACGCGUAUAUCUCGGGUAUGUCGUCCAAACGUCGGAAGCUGAUAGCAGAAUCGAAGCCACCAAACGACGUGCCAUCGCUCAUCUCCGAUGGAGUGCGACGAUCGUUCCUAGGAAGCGGCGUAAACCCGUCGAACCUCAUGGCAAUUCCAUCGGCGAGCAGCAGCAGCAGCAGCAGCAGCGCUACCAUCACCGGUGGUUCGGCUACGUCAGGAGCCACUACUAGCAGCACCGGUACGACGACGAACCGGAUCCGAUCGCUCGAUGAGCUGGCGAACAACAUCGCUAGUGACAGUGCGCUGCAGAUGUCGUAUUGUGAGGCGAUGAAGGCAAGCAUACGGGACCGCUUGGCGAACGAUCCGGAUUACGAUGCUACCCGGUUUCCGAAUUGCUCCAAAUAUUUUGAAAAACAGUAAUCGAACUAUGUUGUGCAGAUUCUUCAAACAUGAGCUAGGGUAAUGAUAGACGGAAAUCCCUACGAUGGAGAGCCCGGAGGGAUACAUUUGAAAUGAAGUAAUGGUGAAGUUUAAUGUAAUGAAAUUUAUAGCAUGUUACUGCACACGAACGGCCGCAGGUUGAACUUGUGCGAACACUUUAAAUCAGAAGCAGCUGCAUCAGCAGCAGUAGCAGCAGCAGUAGGAGUAUGCGCUUUGGGUGCACUUGCGAUCGUCGUGUGGGUAUGGAAUGUUAGAUAUUUAAAUUCUCUCGUUUUCCAUUUUCCUUUCCUAAUCAUUACUAUUCAAACUUGCGUUGGGACAACUGAAACACACACACACACACACACACACACACACACACACACACACACACACACACACAGACACACACAUUAUGAAUUGAUGCUACUGGGGGAUUAUGUGAACGCACGACACACUUACCUCGCUUUUUUUCAGCAGCAAGCAUUAGCGAGAGGCGGAAAGGGACGAUCAAUUCUUUUAAAACUUCGCUCUCGAGAAUUGUCACAACACCGUUGUUUUCUCUUCCCUGUUUUAGCUUUUGUUCCAUAUUUAUGCCUUUCCUCUCCCUUUUUUUUGUUCCCAUUCUUUUGGAGCGCGUUUGCGCUUUUGCUGGAUUUCAGCGCACAGCAAUUCUGUGUUUGAAAAGGCGAAAGGAGGUUCCAGAGGCAGCGCCAGCAGAGCUGCACCGCUCUGGUGGGGGGGGGAGGGGGGAGCUCCCCGUUGCUCGGGAGGUCGGGAAAGGACGAAGUUUGAUUAUGAAGUUACAACCCCCUCCCACUAAACACUCUUAUAAUCUACUCAUCGAAAACCCUAAUAGAAUGUUAAAAUAAAUCCAGCUCUAGUGUAUCGGGACUAC
This is a messenger RNA of Anopheles darlingi, 6093 nucleotides long. RefSeq names its product large proline-rich protein BAG6. NCBI's taxonomy places the organism in Eukaryota, Metazoa, Arthropoda, Insecta, Diptera, Culicidae. The record is from RefSeq and is a predicted model, not a curated record. The coding region runs from base 597 to 5195 and encodes 1532 amino acids. Gene Ontology annotation, cellular component: BAT3 complex. The transcript is spliced from 12 exons. Gene Ontology annotation, molecular function: polyubiquitin modification-dependent protein binding; misfolded protein binding.